This is a messenger RNA of Hemicordylus capensis (graceful crag lizard), 1554 nucleotides long. It is a transcript of the gene PPID, whose product is annotated as peptidylprolyl isomerase D. Bases 100 to 1209 code for a protein of 369 amino acids. Gene Ontology annotation, molecular function: peptidyl-prolyl cis-trans isomerase activity; protein binding. The record is from RefSeq and is a predicted model, not a curated record. Gene Ontology annotation, biological process: protein folding; protein peptidyl-prolyl isomerization. NCBI's taxonomy places the organism in Eukaryota, Metazoa, Chordata, Lepidosauria, Squamata, Cordylidae. The transcript has 10 exons.
GAGCCCCGCCGCGGAAGGCCGAGCAGUAGAGCCAGAGAGGCAGGAGGAGGGCUGCGCGAAGAUCGAAUCGCUGCAUCUCGUCCCGCUGCAGCCGGCAGCAUGUCUCACGCGUCUCCGCUUCAGAAGCCUUCCCACGCGAGCAACCCCCGGGUCUUUUUCGAUGUGGAUAUUGGGAGCGAACGAGUUGGCCGAAUCGUAUUAGAAUUGUUUGCUGAUGUUGUACCUAAAACUGCUGAAAACUUUCGAGCAUUGUGCACUGGAGAAAAAGGUAUUGGUCCUACAACUGGAAAGCCUCUUCAUUACAAAGGAUGUCCCUUUCAUAGAAUUAUCAAGGAAUUUAUGAUCCAGGGUGGAGACUUCUCAAAUCAAAAUGGAACUGGUGGAGAGAGUAUAUAUGGAGAAAAAUUUGAAGAUGAAAACUUUCAUUACAAGCAUGAUCAGUCAGGUUUACUCAGCAUGGCAAAUGCAGGAUGCAAUACGAAUGGUUCUCAAUUUUUUAUCACCACGGUGCCAACACCUCAUCUUGAUGGGAAACAUGUGGUCUUUGGCCAAGUGAUCAAAGGCACUGGUGUUGUAAAGUUAUUAGAAAAUGUUGAAGUAAAAGGAGAAGAACCUGUGAAGUUGUGCGUUAUUGCAGAAUGUGGAGAGCUAAAAGGAGAUGACUGGGGAAUCUUGCCUAUGGAUGGCUCUGGAGAUAUUCACCCAGACUUCCCUGAAGAUUCGGAUGUAGAUUUAAAGCAAAUUGACAAGAUUGUGUCUGUAGCUGAAGAUGUAAGAAAUAUAGGUAACACUUACUUCAAAUCCCAGAACUGGGCAAUGGCAAUCAGUAAAUACAGCAAAUCUCUAAGGUACAUUGAAGCUUCUAAAGCUGUGGCAGAGCAGGCAGAUUCAGAGAAGUUGAACGCUGCAGCUUUGACCUGCUAUAUAAACAUUGCUGCAUGUAAACUGAAACUGUCAGAGUGGCAAGAUGCAAUUGAAAACUGUACUGCGGCUCUGUCCAUAGAUCCUGCAAAUACCAAAGCACUUUACAGAAGGGCUCAAGCUUGGAAAGGAAGACGACAUCAUGAUCAGGCAUUGGCUGAUCUGCAGAAGGCUCAAAGCAUAGCACCUCAAGACAAAGCUAUCCAAAUGGAAAUACAGAAAGUGAAGCAGAAGAUAAAGACAGAGAAGGAAAAGGAGAAGGCAGUUUAUGCAAAGAUGUUUGCUUAGGUUGAUAUUGUUUUCCCUUUUUAAGUUGUGCACUGACAAAAGAUGCAGAAUUAGUAUGGAUAGUGUGUAAUACUGAUGCUAUUUUCCAUGUUUACACCAUGAGUUUUCUUGAAACGACAUAUAUUCUUUCAAACUAGUUUCAUCAUUAAGUUCAUUAAGAAGGCACUUAAUGGAAAUAAUAUGCUAAAAGUGUAAGAGCAGCUACAAAAUGAAACUUAAUAAUGAUCAAGUGCAAGGAAUUUGGACAAUGUUCAGUAACAUACCUGAGAUUUAGUUCAGCAGGCAAUUACUGCAGAUUUCAAAUGCUGUUAAGUGGUGUUAAAUAAACAAUUUUUAAGCAUCGUA